AUGAAUGUUUUGUCCUCGCUUCAAAUCCUUGAUCUCAGUCAGAACUUGUUAAAAUCAUCUCCUAUGUUGUACUGGCUUUCUAACUUCACCACCAAUCUACUUAUCAUUGAUAUUAGUAGUAACUUAUUAGAAAGUCCCAUUCCGGGUGAAUUUGGGAAAGCGAUGAACUCUCUUGAAUAUCUUUCUCUCUCUAAUAACAAACUACAAGGCAAGGUUCCGUCUUUCUUUGGAAGCAUGUCCAUGGGAACCCUUGUUAAAUUGGAAGCUUUGGUUUUACGAAACAAUAGUCUAAUGGGUCAAUUGCCUUCCUCUUUGAAGAAUUGCAAUAAUUUAAUUAUGCUGGAUGAGCUUGGGGAUAGGAUUCUUCACAGGCUUUUGGGGCUUAUUAGGUCCAUUACUACUUUGGCAACCAUGGAGAAUGGCUUAUCUGACGUUAUUGAACAGACUGAUAGACUAUCUACUUGUAAUGAUUGA
Vigna angularis (adzuki bean) is the source of this 474-nucleotide messenger RNA. Its product is annotated as LRR receptor-like serine/threonine-protein kinase RGI5. Lineage: Eukaryota; Viridiplantae; Streptophyta; Magnoliopsida; Fabales; Fabaceae. Gene Ontology annotation, molecular function: protein binding. Bases 1 to 474 code for a protein of 157 amino acids. The transcript has 2 exons. The record is from RefSeq and is a predicted model, not a curated record.